UAAACGGAACGUCAGAAGACCCCAAGAAGGAGCAGCCAAAUUCAAAAAUUCAAAACAAACCUGAGAUUGUUGUUUUAACUUCAAGUGUUUCUUCUGAUCUGAGCUGGCUGGCUGUUACAGACGCAAACUAACUCCUCAUUCUGAACAACUAGGUGAUAUAAUGGACGCAGAAGAAAAGCACGACUCCGGUUUAAACGAUAAAUCCUUGGAUUUAGCUCCUAAACCGCCGACUAUCGAGGAUUUCACUGUGUUGAAGCCGAUCAGUCGAGGAGCUUUUGGGAAGGUUUACCUCGCUAGGAAGAAGUGUAAUGCGAGAUUAUAUGCCAUUAAGAUGAUGAAGAAAGCAGACAUGGUGGUUAAGAACAUGACAGGCCAGAUGAAGGCAGAGAGAGAUGCACUGGCUUUGAGCAAAAGCCCCUUCGUGGUUCACCUGUUUUACUCCCUUCAGACAGCCACCAAGAUCUUCCUGGUAAUGGAAUACCUCAUUGGUGGAGAUGUCAAAUCUCUGCUUCACAUCUUUGGCUAUUUCGACCAGGAUAUGUCUGUAAAAUACAUUUCAGAGGUUGCAUUGGCUUUGGACUACCUCCACCGUCAUGGUAUAAUCCACAGGGACUUGAAGCCAGACAACAUGCUUAUAUCCAACGAAGGACACAUCAAACUGACAGACUUCGGCCUUUCUAAAGUCAAGCUUGACAGAGAGCUGAGUCUUAUGGAUAUCCUCACUACUCCAUCUUUGGCUAAACCGAGGAAAGAUUACUUCCGCACCCCGGGUCAAGUCCUCUCUUUAAUCAGCACCAUCGGAUUUAAUUCACCGGCCGCAGGAGAAGUCAAGCGCCACUGCAGCACAUCUGCUGUGUCCAGUCCCAUGUCCUGUGGCAAAAUAAAACAGAAGAACAGCUCUCUUGGUUCUCCCUUGAUGAAGAAAAAAGAUCAGCUGUACUCUCCGGUUUCUUGGAAAAUGGGACCCAACACUAUUGCAUUCAGCCCUCAUAACCUGGCUAAAAACCUGACCCCCUCACUGAUGAAGACCAGGAAGAGGUUUGAGACGAUGAGUGCCGGCAGCACCACCGACACUGAAGGUGCCAUCAGUCCAAUGUGGGAGUGUGAGGAGAAAGAAAAUGAACACACUAAUGAACAGAAGGGGAGAGGGCAUACUGAGUCCAAAGGGCCUGAACAGGACUCAAAACUGGCCACCUUGGGCUUCUCCGCCAAGGUCACCAGCGAUCCAGACCAUCUUGUAGAAAAGAGGCCUCACACCAACAACCUAGAGUCUGUUCCCAAAACUCCGAAUGAUGUUUGUCUGUCAGCCUCGUCUGUAAAGAGAACAUUUUCUGACGUUGAGAGAAGCCCCGAACCGCUGGAGAACCAAGCCAAGAAGAGCAAUGCCGCCUAUAAGAGAUACUACGAGAUUCCAGAAGAGACCGCGAGGUUUCACACCGGCCUGACUGGAACAUUUUCCAGCAUCAAAAUAAGGGAGUUCAUGACCUCCGCUGAGGGGUUAGCUGAAGACCGGAUCCCAAAGCGCUCCAGUCCCAUAGCUGUGACCAAAAGUCUGUUUAGUGAACUGGAGGAGCCGACGGAGGACGUGUUUGAAGACGGAGCCACGGACCUGUCACAUUCAAGUUUCACGUCACCGCUUGCCGGUGACGGCGACGUUUGCAGGAGCUUGAGCCUCGACUCUGACGGGUCUAUGCAUGAAACGUCUCUCACUAUUGACAGCCGUGCGUCUCUCAACCCGAGCACAUGUUCCAAAAUCAGGAAUCCAGCAUCAUCUGAGGAGCAAGAGGAAAAUAAAGACUCAUCUAUCACUGAAUCGCUCCCACAAACUCCAUCUGCUGUUACUGAUAAUGAAACACCCAAAUUUGGUAACUUUGUCCGGAGAGGAUCUCAGUGUUCCUUUCUCAACCGACUCCCUGAUCCGGCCUGCGGCGUUGCACAGUCCCCCUCAUUCCUCAAGCCAAAAAAUAUUGUAGCUUUCCGUAGCUACUGUAGCUCCAUUAACCGCUCCAACAUGUCGGGAGUGUCUGCGGUGUCACGGUUUAGCGUCGGCUCUGUCGAGUCGAUGGACGUGUCCACAACAGCUCCUCAUUACUCUGCGUCUGGCACCGUGACACCGGUGCAGAAAAGACCCAGCUCCAACAGCUCACUCUGUCAGACUCCUCAGCCCAUGUCGACCUCUCACACCCCUUUCAGGACCCCAAAGAGUGUCAGAAGAGGUGCUCUGCCUGUCGAGGGUGUACCCAUUUUAGGAACUCCUGACUAUUUGGCUCCAGAGCUUCUCUUGGGAAAACCACACGACUGCAUGGUGGAUUGGUGGGCGCUAGGUGUGUGCCUUUUCGAGUUCCUCACAGGCGUGCCACCUUUCAACGACGAGACGCCUCCGCUCGUCUUCCAGAAUAUUCUCAGCAGAGAUAUCCCCUGGCCUGAGGAGGAGGAGGAACUGUCUGUAAACUCAAGAACUGCGAUUGAAAUCCUCCUGACCAUGGACAUGACGAAACGAGCUGGUCUAAAGGAGCUCAGGUGUCACCCCCUGUUUGAGGGCUUGGACUGGGACAACCUGCAGAACCAGGCGAUGCCUUUCAUUCCUCAGCCAGAGGACGAAACCGACACCUCGUACUUUGAUGCAAGAAACAACGCUCAGCACAUCACCGUGUCCGGCUUCAGUCUGUAGAGUUGCAAACGUUAACAGCUGAGUUUUAUUUAAAGCUACAGUCAUGAUGAAGCUCUUGCUUUCAUUGUGGAAAAACUAAAAAAUUCAGAUCCAUUAUACAAAUAAAUACACGGUAAUGACGUGGAUUCUGAUUAUUUCUCUGUUCAACGUUAUAAUAUUUUUAAAAAACAUUUUACUUAUGUGCAAUCACCGGUCAGAAAGAAGCUGAAUCCAUUGAGUGUUCAGUUAGAUACGAGUAUACACUGAAAGUAAACUUCUUUUAAAACUAAGUGUUACUGUAUUACUAGUUAUGUCUCUUAAAUUAGGCUCUUAUACUAGUAAAGUAGUAUUUGCUGCUGCUUUAUCUUUAUAAUAGGCGUUGAUAUCUGUUGUUAUAUUGAUUUAAAUACAAGAUAACUAUGUAGAUGUGGCACUUAUUGCCUGGUGUUAAGUUUCGCUGCACUGUUCAUUGUGAUGUUCCCCUGCUGUUAGCAGACUGGGUGGGCGGGCCCCAUGAAUUUCUCUUUAAGGGUACAAUACUGCUGAAGAAAAACAUGCUAAUAUAUUCAUCAAUAAUGUAUUUUAUAUGUAAAUCUUGUUAAUAACAUUCAGUGUCAUUGUUUUAAGACCAGAGUGGAGUACUUUUGUGUUUGUAACAGAACUGUUUUUGCUGCUUUUAUGUCACACAGUGUUUGUAAUUUUUUGACGUGAUCUCCUGUCCAUUUUCCCACACUACUAGUUUUUUAGAUAAGUUCAGGCUUCGAGGCUCCCGGGCUGCUUGUGAAAUUUUAUCUUGAGAAAAAAGUAAAAUACAAAUAAAAAUCUUGUUUGUAA
Messenger RNA from Sebastes umbrosus (honeycomb rockfish), 3484 nucleotides. RefSeq names its product microtubule associated serine/threonine kinase-like (gene mastl). Bases 161 to 2671 code for a protein of 836 amino acids. NCBI's taxonomy places the organism in Eukaryota, Metazoa, Chordata, Actinopteri, Perciformes, Sebastidae. Gene Ontology annotation, molecular function: ATP binding; protein serine/threonine kinase activity. The record is from RefSeq and is a predicted model, not a curated record. Gene Ontology annotation, cellular component: nucleus. The transcript has 12 exons. Gene Ontology annotation, biological process: intracellular signal transduction; peptidyl-serine phosphorylation.